Poecilia latipinna (sailfin molly) is the source of this 3559-nucleotide messenger RNA. It is a transcript of the gene slc6a20, whose product is annotated as solute carrier family 6 member 20. Gene Ontology annotation, biological process: L-proline import across plasma membrane; sodium ion transmembrane transport; glycine transport. Gene Ontology annotation, cellular component: apical plasma membrane; plasma membrane. Gene Ontology annotation, molecular function: L-proline transmembrane transporter activity; proline:sodium symporter activity. The record is from RefSeq and is a predicted model, not a curated record. The transcript is spliced from 8 exons. The coding region runs from base 93 to 1406 and encodes 437 amino acids. Lineage: Eukaryota; Metazoa; Chordata; Actinopteri; Cyprinodontiformes; Poeciliidae.
AGUGACCACUAUACAAUCCCAGUAAGCUUAUAAGCACACAGACGCUGCUGUCGUGGGCUGUUGUGCGCAUAAAAUUUCCACUGAACGCAGGCAUGGCAAAAGAUGCUCGAGACAACUGGGAAAGUCCUACGCAGUUUGUACUGGCUUGUGUUUCAUAUGCCGUCGGACUGGGAAACGUAUGGAGGUUUCCUUACCUCUGUCAAAUGCACGGUGGAGGGGGUUUCCUGAUUCCCUAUCUGCUCAUGCUGCUUCUGGAAGGCGUGCCUUUGUUCUACUUGGAGCUAGCCAUUGGCCAGAAAAUGCGUCUGGGCAGCAUCGGUGCAUGGACUGCUAUAAGCCCAUAUUUAGGAGGAAUUGGACUUGCCAGUGUUGUGACAUCAAUGUACUUAUGUCUCUAUUACAACAUUAUCAAUGCAUGGAGUUUCUGGUACCUCUUUCACUCAUUUCAAUCUGUCUUGCCCUGGGCAGCUUGCCCUGUAAAUUCCAACCGGACCGGACCUAUGGAGGAGUGUGAAAAAGCUUCACCCACCCAGUAUUUCUUCUACAGAGAAACCCUUAACAUCUCUCCCUCUAUUGAAAAGAAUGGUGGCAUUCAAACAGGCCAAGCCCUGUGUUUCCUGCUUGCAUGGGUGAUAACUUAUCUAUUCAUUAUCCGAGGUGUAAAGUCAACUGGAAAGGUAGUAUACUUCACUGCAACAUUUCCAUAUGUUGUCCUGUUCAUCUACUUGAUUCGAGGCAUGACUCUUCAUGGAGCUCUAAAUGGUGUCAAAUACAUGUUCACACCCAAGAUGGAAGAACUUGCCAAUCCUACUACUUGGAUCAAUGCAGCCACUCAGAUCUUUUUCUCUCUGGGUUUGGGUUUUGGGUCACUCAUAGCUUUCGCCAGCUACAACCAGUACCACAACAACUUUGAGCGGCAGGCCAUCAUUGUCUCCCUCAUUAACAGUGGAACAUCCAUCUUUGCCUCCAUUGUCACUUUUGCCAUCUAUGGGUUCAAGGCAACUAUCAACUAUGAGAAUUGCUUGGACAGGACACGCAUACUGCUGCUCAACUCUUUCAAUCUUGCCGAAGACAGCAUCACCAUCAACAAUGUGUUUGAAAUGAUUGAGAAGCUGAACACAACAUUCCCAGAGCAGUUCGCUGAACUUAGCAACAAACUAGAAGACUGCAGCCUGGAGAAUGAGCUAAGCACUGCUGUGGAGGGGGCAGGGCUGGCCUUCAUAGUGUACAGUGAGGCCAUAAAGAACAUGCCAUUGUCUCAACUGUGGUCAGUGCUGUACUUCUUCAUGCUUCUGAUGCUGGGAAUGGGCAGCAUGCUGGGAAACAUCACUGCCAUCACCACCCCACUACGGGACUUCAAAUUUCUGUCCCACGUAAGCAACGAGGCUUUAAAUGGUAAGAGGUAAUAUUAGGGUGUCUUUGUACAUAUUGUUGUUUUGGUAAGCUAUUUCAAUAGCAUUGCUGUUUACACAGGAUGAAGUUACCAACAAAAUCAGCCCUGCUGACUCUUUGGUUUCAGCUUAGGCUUUUCUCACCAAAUGAUCUCACAUGUUCACAGAUAAUGGUCAGGAAAGUGGUGAAAUCAGUUCCAUCGUAAUUCAACAUGAAUAGGUUUAGAUCUUACAAUAUGCUUGGGCUUUAACAGUGCGUGUAUUCACACUGAAAUUUUGCAAUAUGGAUAGAAUUAACUUUAAAAUCCUUGUUUGUCUCCUCUGUCUUUAUUCCACUUACUUUUAUUUGUUCCAAGAACUAAGCAACAUUUAGAAGAGAUCAGACUUUCUAAGUUGUGGACAAAGUUGCCUUUGAGUAGGUGUCUUCCCUUCAUCUUUGUUUCUUUAAAAAUACAUCUUUUCAGAAGGCCUUUGGCACAGUGUGAGUUGGCAUGCUAGUUUUAAAGGUCCACUAUUAUGCUUCCUUGAACAAGUUAAAGGGUAGAUCUAUGGGCUGUACAAGUCAUGUUCAUUACAUUUAAUUACAUUUAAUACACAAAUAUUCAUUCAUCGAUCAGUGGCUGUUUUGAUCUCAUUAAGGAAUGUGCUGUUUCAGGGCUACCUCAUUAUUAAUAAUUAAUAAGCUGCUGGCCAAGCCCUCCUAACUCAGUGUUUACGUUAGCUCCUCAGACAUGUGAAAAUGGCUACAGGCAGACGUGCAGUGGUGUACAACCUUAUAUCUUUGAUCCAGAAGAGGUGGAGCCUCCUGAACAACCAUCACGCCACAACCACAGAAGGAUUAAACUCUGCAGAUCUGAUGCAAAGUGAUAUACUUAUUAAUUCAAAUUAUGAGGAUUCUGCUUCAUUUCAGGGCAGUUUGUCAUGAGGUGAAGUUGAGCAACUGACAUCAGCACAAUUCAGCAAAAAGACUGUAUUUUCCAGUUAAUGCAACCUUUUUUGAAAUAUAUAUAGGUUAGAGAAGCAUUAAAAAAAUUCAGACAAUGUCAGUAAUGUCCAGGUGCCUGAAGUGUUUUCACAAGUACUGCAUCCUCUCAAGGUAGAUUUUCACUUUCAGUUUAACUCUGACAGUAAAUGCGUAGGUGGUGUUGUAACAUCAAACAGGACUAACAGUUAUCAUUCAGUGUUAGUUUGUGCUAAAUGACAAUCAUGUUCGUAUCGAGCAACAAUACAAAACACACAAGACAUCUUAUGUAUUUACAUUGACAUCUUCUGCAGAUUGUGAAGAACAUUAGAAACAGGAUCUUCCUUCAGUCCAAGUAUUUUGGUAAAUCCUUCUGUGUAAUGUUGGUAGUUUUCAAAGGACUACUUCCUAAGCUAAUUUGCACAAAUACAACAUUCUUUUACAAUAUCGCAGGGGCAUUGCAAGCAAAAAUAAAAUGAAGGCACACAGAAAAUGCAUGGACACAUGCUCUGUACUGCAGGCAACAACAAAUCAUUUUCCUUUUAGAGCAGCCAUUGCACAGCUUACCAAGCGUUAACACCAAAAACGUUUUGUGCAUUAGGCACGUUUGGUUUACAUUCAAAGUCUCCAGGUGCUGGUCAUAAAAUUAAAAUGUCAUGAAAAAGGUUGACUUAUGUCAGUAAUUCCAUUCUAAAAGUGAAACCUGAGUAUCAUAUUCAUUCAUUACACACAGACUGAAAUAUUUCAAAUGUUUAUUUCUUUUUAAUGUUGUUGAUUUGGACUGACAACUAAUGAAAACUCCGAAUUCAGCAUCUCAGAGACUUAGAAUAUUACUUACGACUAAUAAAAAAUUACUUUUAGAAAUGACCGACUGAAAAGAAUAAGCAGUACUCAGUACUUGGUUGGGCUCCUUUUGCCUAGAUUUCUGCAGCAAUCCAGUGUGACAUGGAGUCCAUCAUUCUGUGGCACUGCUCAGGUGUUAUGACAGCCCAGGUUGCUCUGAUAGUGACCUUCUGUUCUUCUGAGUUGUUCGGUCUGAAAUAUCACAUCUUCCUCUUCACAAUAGCCCAGAGAUUUUCUAUCCACCUUAUUCCUACGCCCCAUGAUGCUUUGCGUGAAUUAUGGGCGCGACUUCCGCCGCAAGCCGGAACUGCCAUUUGUUUACAUGUUACCCUAACGCUAACCGGCUUUCGUCAGAGCUUGUAGG